This is a messenger RNA of Phragmites australis (common reed), 1202 nucleotides long. RefSeq names its product probable transcription repressor OFP9. The transcript has a single exon. Gene Ontology annotation, biological process: negative regulation of DNA-templated transcription. The record is from RefSeq and is a predicted model, not a curated record. Lineage: Eukaryota; Viridiplantae; Streptophyta; Magnoliopsida; Poales; Poaceae. Bases 399 to 1049 code for a protein of 216 amino acids.
GAAUGAUGAUUGACGCCUACUAUUUUAGUAUGCAGCUAAUCACGUUUUUAAUUCGUGAUCCUAAUUGAGAUUUCAGAAUCAAGAGAGAGAGCAGCAUACUGUAGAUGCCAAGUUGCUGCUAGUAAGGAGACAGAAUGAUCCGGCUACAUCCCUAAAGCGAGCUAGCUACUCUCUUUGCCGAGACUUGAAAGUUUUCCCAAUCAAAGAAUCAAAAGGCGGUGCCCGCCUUUGAUCGCUUUACAAUGGUGCACUGUCCUCUUCUGGUGGACGGCAUGCUAAAUCCGCACCAACUUGCGAGUCGCUAGUUUGCUACUACUACCCUCUCGCUGCCUCGCGUGCCGCAGCUGCAUAGGCGCCGGACACCGGAGCAGCACGGGCGCGGCGCAGCGAGUGCAGCCAUGCAGCUUUUCUCGGGGCGGAGCAAGGAGCACAAGAGCGGCUAUGGCGGCGGAGGCGGCAAGUACCACGCCGACGCUGCGGCGAAGGAGUCAUCAAGGACGAUGCGGCACAAGAGCGGCAAGUGCCGCGCGCUGUGCUGCGGCGCGUCCCGGCUCAGCGUGUCCUCGUCGGCGUCGUUCUUGUCCGCCGACGCUGCGCCGGAACCGCUCCCGCCGCUGGAGCCGCAGCCGCGCGGCGUGUCCAAGCUCGCCCACGGGAUGGUCCAGGCGAGGCUCCAGUCCAUGAUCGACGCCGCGGAAGCCGAGCGCCGGCCGUCGGCGAGGCGGGCGCCGGAGCUCACCAGCCGGCACCGCGGGCCGUGCGCGUGGGCCCGCGGCGGCGGCUGCUACGAGAAGAGCGACCGGAGCGGGCGCGAGGUGUCCAAGAGGACGUGCGUCGUGCUGCUCGCGGAGGACAGGAGGACGCACGACCCCAGGGAGGAGUUCCGGCGGUCUAUCGCGGAGGUGAUCGUGGCGAAGCGGAUGUCCGAGCCGGCGGAGUUGCGGGCGCUGCUCAAUUGCUACGUUUCGGUGAACGCGCGCGAGCACCGCGCCGCCAUCCUCGAGGCCUUCCACGAGGUUUGCUCCGGCUUCUUCUCUUGCAAGUGUUGAACAAGCUUUAUUUUCUUCUAUGUCUGCCAUGCAUGCGCCGCUCAAUUAACCACUCAUCGUAUGUACUACGGGGAAGUGUGAUUGUAUCAUUGUAGAGCGUAAUAAGUAUUUUUCUCUUCCCUCUGUUUUGUUGAAAGAACGUUGCAAUGGUAA